AAGCAUUGUAGGGAGACCACACACACACACACACACACAGGCACUUCCGUUCUGAAAGCAGUUGUGCUCUGGACUCCUGCUUGUCACUUCCUGGUGGUGGUUGGGUUGAGUUCAGAUUAAACACCGCUCUGCGUCUAAACCUGGAGCCCACGUGUAUGAGUGUUUGUAAGCGUGUGUGUGUGUGUGUGUGUGUGUGUGAUGUAGAUGGCCGAUCCUAACGCGUUCAGAGCUGAGAGAUGAGUUUCGAAACCAUUCUGGAGGAGACUCUGAUCAAACGGUCGCAGCAGAAGAAGAGAACUUCACCACUCAACUAUAAGGAGCGAGUUUUCGUCCUCACCAAGAGCAGACUGACGUACUACGAGGGACGCGCCGAGAAGAAGUUCAAGAAAGGCUCCAUCGACCUGCAGCGUGUGAAGUGUGUCGAGAUCGUAAAAAAUGGAGGUUUGGUCAUCCCAUGUGAAAACAAAUACCCCUUCCAGGUGGUCUAUGACACCAACACUCUAUAUAUCUUUGCUCCCAGUAAUGAGAGCAGGAGUGCGUGGGUACAGAACAUGAAGGAGGAGAUAAAGAACAACCCUCAGGUCAUGGAGAAGUUCCACCCACAGUUCUGGCAGGGGGAGUGGCUGUGCUGCGGCCAGGAGGAUAAACUCGCUCUGGGCUGUGAGGAAUACAACAUGUUCGGAGACAUUUCACGGAAACCGCUUCCCCCCAUUCCUGGUGCAGAGUUUGAGACAAAAUCCCGGCGCCCACUGCCACAGCCUCCCCCUGACCAGGAAGAGGAGGAGCCUAAAGAGGAAGUAGUUAUCGCGAUGUAUGAUUUUGAAGGAACAGAAAGUCAGGACCUAACGCUACGUCAGGGUGAGGAGUAUGUCAUCAUCAAAAAGUGUGACCUUAACUGGUACCAAGCACGCGACAAAUAUGGGAAAGAAGGAUACAUUCCCAGCAACUACGUAACUCCAAAGCAGCCGAAUAAUUUGGAGCAGUUUGUAUGGUUCUGCAAAAAUGUCAACCGCAACAAAGCAGAGGGGCAGCUAAGGAAAGAGGAUAAAGAGGGAGGGUUCAUGGUACGAGAGUCCAGUUCUGGUGCCUACACUGUUUCUUUAUACACAAAGUCUCUGGGUGAUGGAGGCCCAGUGAUUAGACAUUAUUAUAUAAAGGAGACUCAGACUAAACAGUUCUACCUGGCAGAGAAACACCAGUUCAACAGCAUUCCUGAACUCAUAGAGUACCAUAAACACAACGCAGCAGGUUUGGUGACCAGAUUGCGUUAUCCAGUAAACAGCAAUAGCAGAGCAGCACCCUCAACAGCAGGAUUCAGCUACGAUAAGUGGGAGAUUAACCCGUGUGAGCUGACCUUCAUGAAGGAGUUGGGCAGCGGGCAGGUCGGGGUGGUUCGACUGGGCAAGUGGAGAGCGCAGCACAAAGUGGCCAUUAAAGCCAUCAAGAAAGGAGCCAUGAGUGAGGAGGACUUUAUCGAGGAGGCCAAAGUGAUGAUGAGUCUGUCCCACCCCAAGCUGGUGCAGUUAUACGGUGUGUGUACGCAGCAAAGGCCCAUCUACCUGGUGACGGAGUUUAUGGAGCUUGGCUGCCUCCUAAAUUACAUCCGACAGCGCAGAGGCACAUUCAGUCCGCAAAAUCUGCUCAGCAUCUGCCACGAUGUGAGCCAGGGCAUGCAGUACCUGGAGGCCAACCGCUUUCUCCACCGCGACCUGGCUGCUAGAAACUGCCUCGUCAGCGACUCGCACGUAGUGAAAGUGUCAGACUUCGGAAUGGCCAGAUACGUCCUGGACGAUCAGUACCUGAGUUCGUCAGGAGCCAAGUUUCCAGUGAAGUGGUCUCCACCUGAGGUCUUUAACUUCUGCCGAUACAGCAGCAAAUCAGACGUCUGGUCCUUCGGUGUGUUGAUGUGGGAGGUGUUUACCGAGGGAAAGAUGCCCUUCGAGCACAACUUGAACCACGAGGUCGUGUCCAUGGUGAUGCAGGGUCAUCGUCUCUAUCGGCCCAAGAAAGCUGCGCCGCACAUCUAUGACAUCAUGCAGCAAUGCUGGCAGGAGAGACCAGAGGAAAGACCAUCGUUUCGACAGAUCACACAGAUGAUCACGGAUGAGCUGGAGACAGAUAGCCCCGCCCCCUGAUCACUGAUUGGACGACAGGUGUAACUGCUCAAAACUCUCCUCAAUGAACUGCACAUGUGACUGAUGGAAGCGUCCAGAAACAUUCAGUAUGAAACGUUGCUGUACGUCAGUACAAGUGUGUGUGUGUGUGUGCGUGUGUGUGUGUGUGUGAGUGUGUACACGCUUCAUUCUGUACAUUAAGCAUAGUAAUGUGACUGUGUGUAUAAGCAUAUAAUAAAAUAAAAUUUUAAUAACUGCA
This is a messenger RNA of Clarias gariepinus (North African catfish), 2373 nucleotides long. RefSeq names its product tec protein tyrosine kinase (gene tec). The record is from RefSeq and is a predicted model, not a curated record. Gene Ontology annotation, biological process: peptidyl-tyrosine autophosphorylation; adaptive immune response; B cell receptor signaling pathway. The transcript is spliced from 18 exons. Gene Ontology annotation, molecular function: non-membrane spanning protein tyrosine kinase activity; protein binding; ATP binding. Bases 237 to 2135 code for a protein of 632 amino acids. NCBI's taxonomy places the organism in Eukaryota, Metazoa, Chordata, Actinopteri, Siluriformes, Clariidae.